Molecule: messenger RNA, 1459 nt
Organism: Helobdella robusta
Lineage: Eukaryota; Metazoa; Annelida; Clitellata; Rhynchobdellida; Glossiphoniidae
Exons: 4
Molecular function (GO): protein binding
Source: RefSeq, a predicted model, not a curated record
AUGGACUCAAAAGUGAAAGAUUAUUUCAGGUACGGUGAUUUUUUGUUGUCUGAGAAUGAAGUUGGCCAGGCAAUGUCAGCGUACUCGAAAGCAAUCAAAAAAACGAAAACAAAUAUUUCAGCUGACCAGCUGGGCAAACUGGUUUCUUGCAUGAUUGACAACUCCACACCAUCACAUCUUGCAUCUCACACGGCAUUCACAACAGCUGAAACAACAACACCAUCCAACAAACAAUCAACAACAGAAGAAGGUAGUGUUGAUGACUUGGAAAAUGUGUUGAUAUGCUGCAGUGAGUGUAGAAAUGUUUUCCAUGAACCUAUCACCAAACUUUGUGGCCACACUUUCUGCCAACUCUGUAUCAAAGAUGUGGAUGAUGUCUGCCUGAAGUGUGCAGCUGAAGAAACGUCAAAAUGUUUCAACAGUUUGGUUGUCUUCUCAAAAUCAAAUGUUUCCUUGGUUAAUCUCAUCGAUAAAUUUUCAACUUUAAUGCCAAUUGUGAAGUUGAAGAAUGAUAUAUUGAGUUUAUACAAGAGUGGUAAACUCAAAGAGGUAGUUUCACUUAUUGAUGGCGAGGCAGAUAAAGGUACUAAACUGGACCUAUAUGUGAUGCUCUUGAGAUGCAUGUCUCUGUACAAACUAGCUGAUUAUCAGCAGUCUCUAUCAACAGCUGAUUACAUCAUUCAGUACAAUCCCAAAUGCUUAAUGGGCCAUUUGUGUAGAUCACGUUGUUUGCACUGGUUGGGUCAGUUUGAUGCGUCCAUAUUGUCAUAUCUCACGUGUCUGUCCAUUCCUCAACGACUGAGUGUCAAAAUUAAGAGAGAGCUUGAAAAUGUAGUCAAUCAUUCUUUGCAACCAAAAACCCCAAAUGCCGAAUGCACUUCGUAUCGCAAAGUACCGUCGUCCUCUUCAUCGUCGUCAUCAUCGUCCUCUUCAUCAUCACCUUCACGCUUGUUAGAAACAUCGUCACCAUCGUCUGAGACAGCAAAAAUGAUUCCAAUGUCGACGCCAUCUUCCAGUUUAACUUUAGAAUUGGAUGUUCGAUGCGGUCACCAUGCUUGUCAUCCUCAUCAACAUCCUCAUCAUGCUCCUCUUCCUCAUCAUCAUCAUCAUCAACAUCAUCUUCAUCAACAUCAUCAUCAUGCUCCUUUUCCUCAUCAUCAUCAACAUCAUCAUCAACAUCAUCAUCCACUUUUCCACUACCAUCAUCUUCCUCACUUCGCUCAUGAUAGCAAGCAAUCAACCAAUGUUAAUAGCAACCCCGUUAACGAUAACAAUGUUGAUAAUGAUAACAACAAUGAUGAUGAUGAUGAUAAUGAUGACGACAACGUAUUCAGCGCUGAUAACAGUCAGAAUAAAAACAGUUCCGCAAAACCUAAUUGCAAGCAAAACAUUAAAAAUCUCAUAAAAAAGUCGAAAUUAUCAAAAAUAUGCGCUCUCUUAUCUUCAUCGUCGUCAUCAU